CCCCGCCACCGCCCGCCCCACCGCUGCCCCACACACACGGCGCGGCCGCCCCGGGGUGGGGACCCCCGGCACGACGGCUCCGGCACAAGUCGGGAGCCUGAGCAGCGUCCCCAGCCCAGGGUGAGGUUGGCAGAGGGUUGGAUGCUGACUCUUCCCGGGAGAUGGACAGAGUCACCCGGCACUUGGUCUUCCAGCUCCCGCAGACCUCGCACAAGCACGACGAUGCUGCCCUGGCCGGCUCCUCGGCAGAGCAAAGGGCCGACAGCGACGACGACGUGUUCGGCAGCCAGAGGGUGGAGAAUGGAUACAGCUGGAAAGUGACAUCAAGGUCACCCUCGUAUCACCUGCAUGGUGGGAGAGAUGUCUGGACCCCAUCCCCAGACAGGGAGUCCAAGCUGGAGGUGGUGAAGUCGGGGAGCCUGUACGACCUCAGGGCUUACAGAGGGGAGAGGAAACCCUCGAAGCUUUACGAGGAGGAUGAGCAGGAGCAGCGCAGGGUCCCUCCACCAAACAUCUCACCCGAGAAAGCCAGGGAGCUGGAGGAGGAGAGGAGGGACGUCAUCCGGAGCCAGGUGAUGAGGAAGAGCUCCACCAUGGCCGAGAGGUGGAGCUCCAUGGAUGAGCUGAGCCCCGUAAGCCAGGGUGAAGGCAGGCACAAGGGCAGCACCACCACCAGGUUUGCCAUUUGCUUUGACAAAUCUUCCCCGGGGAGGGCAGCAACACCGGUUGACCCUGAGAACAUUGACACGGAGCAGAUCAACUUCUCCGCUGCUCGGCAGCAGUUCCUGAUGCUAGAGAAGACCAACCCAGGCUCUUUCUUCAGCCCAGAGCAACAGGCCAUGUCUCCAAAGCCAGAGUCGAUGAUAAAAGUCACCAGACAGGAGUGGCACAGUCCCGAGAUGGCCACGAAGGCUGAGAGAGGUUAUGGUAAUGCCGAUGCACCCAGCCAGAGCCGGAUGGACAAGAGCGUGUACCAGGUUUAUAGUGUGUCCUACAAGACACCUGGGAAGGAGGAGGUUUAUGCUCCCAGAAAGGCUGAUGCUGAAAGGUCAUAUCCCACCAGGAAAACAUCCGGCUUCACCAAAGCAUAUUCCAGAGAAGACCUGGACUCCGGCGUGGGUGAGAUGUACCAUGAAGCCAACGUAGGCUAUGCCAGCGAUGGAAUCAUGUCCAGUGAGGUCUUCAAUGGCUUCGUGGACCUGAGGGAAGGCAGCAAUGGCCUGGACAAGGAGAUGAAGAUCAGCGACGAGACUCCCAUCGAGCGGGAGAUCCGCAUGGCGAUGGAGAGGGAGGAGAACCUCUGGAAGGAGAGGGGGAUCCAGCGGCUGACCUCCAGCAGCGAGCUGGUGGAGAUCCAGACCAAGCCGCUCCUCUCCAUGCACACCUCCCCAGGCCCAGGCAGGAAAGGGAAGGACAAAGGCCGCGCUUCCCUUUACGUCCAGAGGGAAAUCGAGCAGGAAACCAAGCGCGAGGAAGACCUGAAGAGGCAGGGGAGGCUGCUGGGGACGUACGACAGGGGGACGCAGCAGGAGCUGGACAAGCGCAGGAGGGUGUUUGAGCAGGAGGAAGGCUCCUCACCAAAGCCCAUUCCCUCAAGGAGCUGGGGUCAGGAGCAGCCCCCGGGCCCCACAGAAGACCUCAGGGGUGGGAGAAGCUUUCCCAGCUCCACAGGGAGCAUCACGCGCUUCCAGACAUACAGCACCAGCGAGAAGAGCUGGGAGCAGCCCGUGGUGUCCCAGCGCGUUUCCGCCAGCACCAGCAAAUGGGAGAGUGAGGAUUCCCAGGGAGGAAGACUCCCCGGCUCCACCCUGAGCCCUGCCGGCACCACUGUCCUGCCCAGGAAAUACUUCUCCUUGUCCUUCUGGAAGCCCAAGGUCUCCUUCGUGGACGAGAUGGGGACGCAGAGCCCGCUCAGGAGAGAGGACGGCCGGGAUGAGCAGUACAAGGUGAGGACCUGGAAGCCUCAGACGUCGGUGCUGAUCGAGGAGGAGAUCCGGAGCGACUUGCAGAGGGAAGAGGAGCUGCAGCAGCAGCGGCGGCGGCGGCAGAUGAUAGAUGGCUACUCCCUGGUCAGCAGCGACGGUGUUCCCCAGGAUAGCUCCCACUCACGGCACAGCUCCGCUGCCUCAGGUGUCAGCGGCAGCUACUCAGUGUCCGAGUCUCCCGUCUCCACUCCCACCUCGCACCAGGGAGGGAUCCUGGGGCUGGUGUCGUCCUUCACCCCGCUGAGAGUGGCCGGUCCCUCCCCGGGCAGCACCGAGACCUUCGGCCCCGACUUGGCCUGGUCCAGCCCCUCCGAGGAGCGGAGAAGGAGGGUGAAGGAGGAUGGAAAGUACGCAGGUAUUGAACCCGUUGACAAGGUCAACACGGAGGUUGUGGAGAGCACGCGAGUGACUCGCCACAAGAGCACCAUGGCCCAGCGCUGGGAGGCCGGGCAGUACGUGCAGGAUGAGGACUGAGGUGACGGCGGUGCCGGGGCCACCGAACUCGCCCUGUGCUGCCCGGUUCGGGAUCCACCGGCACAUGAACCCCCCGACCAGUCCAGUUCCUGGUUAUCACGAGAAUCAGAGACUUGUACACUGCAAAUCGCGUUGUUUUUAAUGUCACUGAUGAUCCUUCCAGUGCUCUUUUGUUCCCCUUCCCGGUGAGAUAAUCCUAUUCUUUUUUCUUAAGAAGGGAAAACCUGGAUCACUGUUCUUAUAAUCACUCCCGUCAGGACGCAGCCGGAUGAAAUCAGACGGUCACUGAGCUCCUUUCUCCUUGCAAGUGCUGCCUCUGGUUUAUCAAAAAGCGAUUUUAUUUCUCGGGGUUUUGGGAAUUGAGGUUCCGCGUCGGGCACCGCCUGUGAGCGAUCGGCCGGGAAUGCGCCUUUGGAUCAGGGAAUGGCAUCGGGCCGGGAAUCACCGUUUGGUGCUUAACGCCCGUGAGCGCGGGGCUGCAACGAUGCAACCACGCAGCCAGCGACCGCCGCGCUGCGUUCGCUCGGCCCCUUCCCGGCCAGGUCCGGCCGCUCCCGGGGCUGGACGCGGUGCCCGGGGGGUCCCUGCGGCCGCCGCACCGGGAGCGGCGGGGCCCGCCCGCUGCCGCCAGGGGGCUCCCGGCGAGCGAGAGCCGCGGGAGCCGGUGCGGGAGGUGCGGGCACGGCUCCCGCAGCCCCUAUUCCUGCCGCAGCCCCUGCUCCCGUCCCCUUUGGUCUCUCAGCAGCGGGGUUCCGGCCCCCUCCGUGCAACCAGAGGAGCAGAGGCUGGUGCAGAGGCCCCUGCGCGUUCCCGUGGCUGCGGGCACAGCUCAGCCCUGCCCAGGGCUUGGUCUCCAGCCCCAUUUCUCACCGGGCAAAGAUGAAAAGCGUGUGUGUAACCCCCCAGAUGCUCUGAGUGUCCCCCCGAGCCCCGCAGUGACACAGGCUGGAGCAGGGACACCGCAGCCACUCCGGAGGCUCCGGCCGGCCCCGAGGGCUGCAGGUGACCUGUUGGUGAGACAAGAGCCUUUGGUAUUGCUUCUGCAGACAAAGAUGAUCCCAGGAAUCAUUUCCCACCUAAUGUAGAUGCAAAGCCAUUUAAUAAAAAAUAAACUUUAACAAGAACUCUCA
This is a messenger RNA of Strigops habroptila (Kakapo), 3589 nucleotides long. It is a transcript of the gene MISP, whose product is annotated as mitotic spindle positioning. Bases 162 to 2459 code for a protein of 765 amino acids. The record is from RefSeq and is a predicted model, not a curated record. The transcript has 5 exons. NCBI's taxonomy places the organism in Eukaryota, Metazoa, Chordata, Aves, Psittaciformes, Psittacidae.